Messenger RNA from Ctenocephalides felis (cat flea), 1701 nucleotides. RefSeq lists its product as uncharacterized. Bases 1 to 1701 code for a protein of 566 amino acids. Lineage: Eukaryota; Metazoa; Arthropoda; Insecta; Siphonaptera; Pulicidae. The transcript has 2 exons. The record is from RefSeq and is a predicted model, not a curated record.
AUGUCGACUCGAUCUACGUUCAUCAAUGAUGAAACAGCGCUCAACAGAUCUCUGAUCGAUCUGGAUCACGAGGCGAUCUUUAACACGAGCAGUCCUCGUGUUUCUGAACAUGAACAUGACAGUUAUGCUGAUCAAUACAAUAUAGCAGCAUUUAACAAUAACCGUCUCACUCCAUUCAAUGGAGAUUCUCCAGACCUAUGGUUUUUAGUUAUUGAAUAUGAGUUUCAGUCUGCUAGGAUCAGGAGUGACGAUACUAAGUACACAGCAGUACUCAAAGCCCUAGACUUCGAGACACUGCGCCUCAUCCAGGAUGUCCUCCGUAAUCCACCAAUGACAGGCAAAUACGAAUAUAUCAAAAACACUAUAUUAAGCAGAAUGUCUGAAUCUAGAGGUAAGCAAAUUGACAAGCUAUUAAAAAACUUAACUCUAGGAGAGAAGAAACCAUCACAGCUCCUACGAGAAAUGAUGAAUUUGGCUAAGGGAGAGGUCAGUGAAGACAUCAUAAUUAAAUUGUGGUCAGAACGCCUGCCACACCAUAUUCGGCCACAAUUGAUAGUUUCUCGUCAUCUUGGUCCGGAAGCCCUGGCGGAAGUUGCCGAUAUUUUGGUCGAUCACUGUAGCUCCACAUCUCAUGUGAUGUCCACAACACACAAGUCUUCAGUAGAACAGAGACUGGACCGCCACGAAACUCUUCUUAUGUCAUGCGUCCAGGAAAUUAAGGAACUAAGGGCAAUGUUAAACACUGAAAGACAAAGAAAUGAUCAACCAGAAUCACAACUCAACCAGUCAAGAUCAAGAAGUGAACAACUCAAUCAGUCAAGUUCAAGAAGUGGUUCUCGACAUAGGUCCAGGACACCUUCACGUGGAUCGGUAUGCUACUAUCAUUACAGAUAUGGGGAGAAGGCCACUAAUGGAGCUUUCCAUGACGGUGAAGUAAAUUCUGUCUGCUCUGAGCUCCGCCUUCAUAUAUCAGACAGAAAGACGGCAAUCCAAUUUCUUAUAGAUUCAGGAUCAGUUAUAUCCAUUUUACCAGCCCAUAAGUUCGCCAAUGGUCAUUCUAAGGAAGAGUUAGUUCAAUUUGCAGCAAACUCUAGCAGAAUAUCCACGUAUGGAAAGAGAACUCUGGAGCUGGAUUUAUCUUUACGCAGAAGCUUUAGCUGGCAGUUUGUUGUUGCCGAUGUAGCCACAGCCAUAAUAGGAGCUGAUUUCCUAAGCAACUACAAUUUAUUAAUAGACUUGAAGGGUAGAAGAUUGAUUGAUUCGACCACAGGCCUUACCUCUGAUGGAAAGGUACUCAAGGCACAGCAAGUUAACAUCUCCACUGUCAACCCGGCAGAGCACUUCAAGGAUUUACUGGCACAAUACAUUGUAAUAACAAAGCCACAGGUAACCACCAAUAAUAAAACUUCUCAUUUUUCCCACAGGAUAACCACAACAGGUCCACUAUUAGCUUCCAGAUUCAGGAAGAUCUCCGGGGAAAAGGCUGUUGCAGCCAGGUCCGAGAUACAAGAUCUCCUGAACAGGGGCACUUUGAGGCCUUCCAAUAGUCCAUGGGCAAGCCCUAUUCACAUGGUUCCCAAAAAAAAUGGCACAUUCAGAAUGUGUGGAGACUACAGGAGGCUGAACGCAAACACGUUGCCCGACAGGUAUCCUCCACCAUUAAUACAAGAUGUUUUCAAUAAUCUUCAUCAGAAAGCAUAA